AAAGCGGUCGAAAGCUGAAUCAGGCCAUGGCAUCAACUGGAAGGGCAGUGGCUACUACUAGUCGUGCUGUAGGGGGAGCCCUGUCCCAGGCAAAAGGAGCAUUUUCAAAUUGGUGGAGUAAUCUUCUGGUAAGUCCCGAAAUUCAGAAAGGAACGGAGGCAACAAACGAAAGCAUCAAUAACGAUUUAAAUCCAACAGAGAGCGUAAAAGAAGGUGAAAACUUAAAAAAUAAGACAUGCACCCAAGACAUUCCAAAUACGGUUAGCAGUAGACUAGGUAAUGGAAAUCUAAUUGUGGAAAACGAGAAUAUUAUAAUGGAGAACAAAAAUAUUUGUUCGUACUCGGAAAAUAAGUUGUUAGUAAAGGAAUCACUCAAUAAUUCUGUAACAGAAAGGAAUUUCGAAAAUAAAAACAAAACUGGCCUCACGGAUAGUAGUUCAGAGAAAUUUAUUAUUAACGAAAAAGAAACAGAAAAUAAACUGGCUGAGUUUGAGUGUAAGAAUGGCGAAAAUGUGAGUCACAAAAUUGGUGAAAUUCAUACAGUUUAAAAAGAAAAGAUAGCUAGUAAAUCGUACAAUUUUAUGCUUGAUAUUUAAAAUGAAAAGGCCAAAGGACUAUAAGCAUGACAGAAAUGUCAGUCAUAAUUACAGGAUAAAUAGGUACUAUGGAAAUAGUAACCGUUUCAAACUAACGCAUAAUUAGGGCUAUGAAACUUUCCUUGAUACCUAUUUGUCUUAAAAGUGAUACUGUUUUAAUACCUUAAGGCCUUUUGUUUAUUACGCUGCCGAUUAUAAGAUACAAAGAUAACAAAAAGAAAUAAUACAAUUUCUAAUUUUAUUAAACAGUAUCAUUUUGUGUUCUAGUUUCUGAUCUUUUUAGCCAGAAUACAAGCAAUCUAAGUCUGUUAACACAAGUUUCCUUAAUUAGUUUUGAGUUAAUCAGCGUAAUGCGAUUUUUUUCUUCAUUCUUUGUCUCUUUAACGUUAUUAUAUAUCACCUCAAAUUUACUUCCUGUUUCGAACUGAAAUUAAACAAACGUAAUAUAUAAAUAAAAGCCAUUUUCACCAUUUUUUUCUACCGAUAGCUAUAUAAAAAGGAAAACAAUAAAUAAUACAUAAUAUAUUAGCUAAAGGCAUAUAAAAUGUACCUACUUGCAAUAGUUUUUCUACAUUAUGAAAGUAAAAAUAGAUAUAUAUUAAAUGAGUAGAUUUGGAAUAGCAAGAGGAUCAGUAAUGAAUUUAGGAAUUAUAUUAAUACACAAAUAUUUCUAACUGUUUUAAUACAUACAGGGGCAAAAAAUGACAAAAUAAAAUUGUAAUAUAAAGACUGUUAGGUCACCUAAUCUUCGCAUUUCUCUACAACUAUAACGUCAGACAUCCCUAGCUAACUCUUUAGAAACAGUAAUCUGUUGUAUGCCCAUUUCUGCCCCUAUUUACUCCUGUUUCUACUCCUAGUACGUCUCCAACUGGUUCUUAUGCAUCAAAAGGUGUCCUGUAAUCCUCUCCUCAUUUCUUCUGUUCUCCCAUCUUAUCCAAUAUCACUUUUUUUGUCCACGAUACUUUUAGCAUCCCCCUAUAACACCACCAACUUUUUUUCUGACUUGUGACUUCCUUGGUAUCGAAAAUCAGC
Molecule: messenger RNA, 1628 nt
Organism: Agrilus planipennis (emerald ash borer)
Lineage: Eukaryota; Metazoa; Arthropoda; Insecta; Coleoptera; Buprestidae
Exons: 2
Coding region: 27-548 (173 amino acids)
Source: RefSeq, a predicted model, not a curated record